Molecule: messenger RNA, 1653 nt
Organism: Topomyia yanbarensis
Lineage: Eukaryota; Metazoa; Arthropoda; Insecta; Diptera; Culicidae
Product: phospholipase A1-like
Exons: 2
Coding region: 19-1083 (354 amino acids)
Biological process (GO): lipid metabolic process
Molecular function (GO): lipase activity
Source: RefSeq, a predicted model, not a curated record
GUGUUCAAGGUACUCAAAAUGAAAGUGUACGGAUUAGUCUUUCUGCUGGUAGUUGGAGUCGUGGCAGCCUUUCCGAUCGAAGAAUUCGGAGACGAGUUUAUUCCCGUUGACAAUGAUGGUGGUGCGGAACAUGUUCCCACCUGGACAUUGGUGCCGGACGGUGAUGGUCGGCUCCAUCUGGUGAACACAGAUCCUUACGACUUGGCCGGUAUGGACGAACCGGAACCACACUUCAAUUCCGACGCCGAUACUAUUUUCCGACUGUUCACACGAAACAAUCGAAACUCAGGACAUGUCAUUCAAUUGAAUAAUGCUGGCUCUUUGGGUGGCUUCUGGAACGGAGGUCGCCAGACUCGACUUAUCAUCCACGGUUGGAAUAACAACGGUGAUUCCGGUGUCAAUGUUAACAUUCGAAAUGCGUAUUUGGAUCGGGGUGAUUUCAAUGUAAUUACUGUUGACUGGGGGCGAGGUGCCCAGAAUCCGAACUACGUAACGGCUAGAAACCACAUCAAUGCAGUUGGAGCAACAGUUGGCCGAUUUGUGGAUUUCCUGAAUCAGAGCGGUGGCAUGUCGUUCAACAAUGUGUACAUUGUCGGGCACAGUUUAGGAGGUCAUACUGCUGGAAUCGCCGGAAAGAGAGUUAGCCGAGGACGACUGCAUACGGUAGUCGCAUUGGACCCAGCACUGCCACUGUUCUCGAUCAACUCCCCCGGGGAGCGCGUUGCGCCCUCGGACGCUAACUACGUGGAGGUUAUUCACACCAACGCUGGACUGCUUGGAUUCGACCUACCGAUUGGUGUGGCUGAUUUCUAUCCGAACGGAGGACGCACACAGCCUGGCUGUGGAGUUGAUGUUGGAGGCGGCUGCGCCCACAGUCGUGCAUGGGAAUUCUUUGCCGAAUCGGUUAGAUCCGGUCGAUUUAAUUCGGUGCGAUGUCAGAAUUUUGAGCAAGUUUGGAACCAAAACCAGUGCACGUCAAGUGGUCCGAACAGGAACAUGGGUGGGGAACCUUCCAACAUAGGAAUCGCCAAUGGAGUGUACCACCUGACGACGAAUGGGCAGAGUCCUUUCGCGAGGGGUUAAAUCAGUCAGAUUUGGCUAGUACUCUUGUUUCUGCAUUGAUCAAUUACACGCGUGUUGGAGUUUGAAAAUAAAGCUUGGAUUACGUUCUAGAAAUCUGGCGACUGCGAAGCCAAGUAGUUGAUAGAAUAGCAUACAUAACAUUUAAUAAUACAAUACAUACAAACGGAAAAAUCUUUCACAAUGUACCCGUUACAAAAUAGUGAAUAAAACACAAGAGAUUUGUAAAACUCUGGAUAUUUUUACUUCUUUGAUAUUCAUACUACAAAGUACUUUACCAUAUUGACUAGGAAUUAAGAUAUCGAUUCUGUUGAAUUUAUUGAACUUGUAUGAUUACCGUUCGCAAAAAACGACUUGAGUGUGCUGUGACCGCAUAUUGUAGUAGGAAAAUUAUGAAAAAUGAAGUGUGCCGUUCGGCUCCAGUGCGUCAGGAUCGGUUUUUAUGAGCAUUUCGUUUUUUUUUUUGUAUUAUUAUAUAAGCCACCCAGGAGGAUUGAAUAUUUAGCAAAAUACAAAAAUCGUGACGUUUUCCGCGGUUGAACUUCGUGGAACGUCGAACUGUCCGGCAUCCAA